This is a messenger RNA of Lolium perenne, 3023 nucleotides long. Its product is annotated as elongation factor 2. Gene Ontology annotation, cellular component: cytosol; ribonucleoprotein complex. Gene Ontology annotation, molecular function: translation elongation factor activity; GTP binding; ribosome binding. Lineage: Eukaryota; Viridiplantae; Streptophyta; Magnoliopsida; Poales; Poaceae. Gene Ontology annotation, biological process: translational elongation. The record is from RefSeq and is a predicted model, not a curated record.
UACUCCCGAAAAUCCGCCAAUCGUCGCCUCUCUGCUCAGAUUCUCUACGCAGAAACUGUAGUGACCAAUUGACUCGAACGAAGAGUGGGAGUCCAUUUCGCAAAGCACCAGCAGGCCAAAAACCCCAACCAAAUCUCCGCCACGGCGCCACCGCGCCACCGCACUGCAGGCUUCUAGGGCAAAGAAGCAUCCAAGCGACCGAGGUGAGAGGAGAUCGCCGGGGCGGGGCCAUCGCGGCGGCUCCGUUUCUAUACUCGGGCGACGGCACCGGUGACAUUCAGAAGUAGUCACGAUGGUGGAUUUCACAGCACUAGAGCUCCGAGAAAUUAUGGAAAAGCACAAUAACAUUCGCAACAUUUCUGUUGUUGCUAAUCUGCGGCAUGGAAAAUCUACACUUACAAAUUCUCUUGUGGCAUCUGCUGGGAUUGGUAUAAAAGAAGAAGCCGUUGUAGUUCCCAUUACUGAUACACGGGCAGAUCAAGCAGAGCCUGGUAUUUCUAUUAGAUCCACUAACUUCUCUCUUUUGUAUGCGAUGGACGACGAGUCAGUUGAGGCUUACAAUGGAAAAGGAGAUGGGAAUAAAUAUCUAAUUAACAUUAUUGAUUCACCUGGGCACGUUGAUUUUGCUUCGGAAGCCACAGCUGCUAUCCAUAUAACUGAUGGUGCUCUGGUGGUAAUUGAUUGUAUUGAGGGUAUCUGUAUGCAAACUGAAACGGUGCUCCACCAAGCCCUUAGUGAGAUGGUCAGGCCUAUACUUUGUCUGAGCAAGAUGGAUAAGCUAUUCCCUGGGCAUGAAGUUGAAGGUGCCAAACCUGAAUUUACAGGUGAGCAAGUGUACCAGAUAUUGUCCAAUAUUAUUCAAAAUGCCAAUGCAAUUUUGGCAGCAAAUGAUGCUGAGCGCCUUGGUGAUGUUCAGAUCUACCCUGAGAAUGGAACUGUGGCCUUUUCUUCAUGUUUACAUGGCUGGGCAUUUAGGCUCGCUGACUUUGCUGAGAUGUAUGCCUUGAAGUAUAAAAAAGCGGAUGCAAAUGAAUAUAUGAAGUUUCUUUGGGGUGAUAACUUUUUUGACUCUGCCACUGGCAAAUGGACCACGAAGGAUAAUGGAUCCGGCACGUGUAUCAGAGGCUUUGUUAAGUUUAUCUACAAUCCAAUCAAGUCAAUCAUGGAUGCCUGCAUGAAUGAUGAUAAGGGUGAACUGUGGAAGAUGUGCUCGAGGGCUGGUGUGAGUAUCAAAGAUGAUGACAAGGACCUAACAGGCAGGGCUCUUGUGAAGUGUGUUAUGCAGACUUGGAUGCCAGCUAGUACAACUCUACUUAAGAUGAUGAUAUUCCAUCUCCCCUCUCCUUUGGAAGCACAGAAGUAUCGUGUGGAGAACUUGUAUGAGGGCCCCCUCGAUGACAUGUAUGCAGAAGCUAUAAGAAACUGUGACCCAGAUGGCCCUCUUAUGUUGUAUGUUUCCAAGAUGAUUCCAGCAUCUGACAUGGGAAAAUUCUUUGCAUUCGGCCGUGUUUUCUCAGGGCGGGUUGCAGCUGGCAUGAAAGUCCGGAUCAUGGGGCGUUCCUAUGUCCCUAGCAUAAAAAAUGAUCUUUACCCAAAGUCUGUUGAGCAUACUAUUAUAUGGACGGGAAAUAACCAAUAUGAUGUUGAGGACAUUCCUUGUGGUAGCACUGUUGGUCUUACUGGGUUGGAUGGGUACAUCAUAAAGAGUGCUACGCUGACAAAUGAGAAGGAGCUUGAUGCAUGCCCAAUCAGAGCAAUGAAGUUCUCUGUGUCCCCUGUCAUGUUUGUUACGGUUGAGUGCAAGGUUUCGUCAGAUAUUCCCAAACUGGUUGAAGGUUUGAAGCGUCUGGCGAAUUCUGAUCUCGUAGUCCUUUGUAGCGAGGAAGAAUCUGGCAAGUACAGAGUUGCUGCAGUCGGAGAGCUCCACCUUGAAAUUUGCUUGAAGGAUCUGCAGGAAUGCUUGAUGGAUGGUGCAGAAGUUACUGUUUCCAGUCCAGUUGUUUCUUACCGGGAGACCGUCCUUGGCAAGACCUGCAAUGUGGAGGGAAAAUCUCUAAGUACAAACAACAGCCUGUCUAUUGUAGCCCGCCCUUUGCAUAAGAUAUUAGUUGAGGCCAUUGAUGCUGGUCAGUUGGGCCCACAUACUGAUCGUGUGGUGCGCUCACAGAUACUUGCUAAGUGUGGUUGGGACGAAGAUCUCGCCGAUAAGAUUUGGUCUUUUGGCCCUGAUGCAGUUGGACCAAAUAUGGUUGUUGAUAUGUGCAAGAGAGUGCAGAAUCUGGAGUUAGCGAAGAAAUUCGUUGUGGCUGGCUUCGAGUUGGCAUCGAAAGAAGGGGCAUUGGCAAAAGAGAAGAUGCGGGGCAUUUGCUUCGAGAUCCAUAAUGUUGCUAUCCAUGUUAAUGAUGAUUCUAGGGCUAAAACUGCUAUGGUUCAGACAGCAAUUUAUGAGUCUCAACUUGCUGCUAAGCCAAGGCUUUUGGAGCCUGUAUACAUUGUUGCGAUGGAGGGCCCUCAGAGUGCACUCCAUGCUAUCUAUGGCAUUCUUGAAAAGAAGGGAGGGGAGGUGUACCAGGUCUUUGAGAGGGAAUACACACAGCAGUUCCACGCGAGGGCGUACAUUUCUGUUAAUGAAUCCUUUGGUCUCGCCAAGGAAAUCAGGGCUGCAACAGCUGGGCAGGUAUACCCGCAGUGUGUAUUUGGUUACUGGGAUUCGAUGGCUUCUGACCCUUUUCAGGCAAGUUCGACAGCUGGGCAGAGGGUUUUGGAUAUCCGCGAGAGGAAGAUGCUGAGGAGACCCUCCUUCCAGAACUAGGUCUAUAUUAUUUGUGAUGAGUUACGAGUGUCAUGUAUCCCUUCUCUGCUCUAUAACCUGGUCAUCUUGCAAAUGAAAUUUUUGAUAGCUUAGUGUGUUAUUUGCUACCUGGCAAUCCUCUGAUGUAACAGCAAUCACCAGCACUUGUUUUCUUACAUAUUAUGUUCUGAUCUAGUUGUACAAUUUGCUGAAUAUUAUUAGUUCAUCUCCA